Sceloporus undulatus (fence lizard) is the source of this 2316-nucleotide messenger RNA. RefSeq names its product zinc finger and BTB domain containing 48 (gene ZBTB48). Bases 145 to 2235 code for a protein of 696 amino acids. Gene Ontology annotation, biological process: negative regulation of transcription by RNA polymerase II; regulation of cytokine production; regulation of immune system process. The record is from RefSeq and is a predicted model, not a curated record. The transcript has 11 exons. Gene Ontology annotation, molecular function: protein binding. Lineage: Eukaryota; Metazoa; Chordata; Lepidosauria; Squamata; Phrynosomatidae.
UCCCUUUCGGCACAGAAAAGGCUAGAAGGAAAGAAGGAAAAGGAGGAGGCAGAGGAGGAGAGACUUCUGCAGCGGAGGCUGUCCUUGGACUCAACAGCUUUCCAAGAGAGAGAGAGAGAGAGAGGUCCCUUUUCGCAGCAGAGCAUGGAAGGCUCCUUUGUCCAGCACAGCGUGCGAGUCCUGCAGGAGCUCAACAAGCAGCGGGAGACCGGGCAGUACUGCGAUGCCACCCUGGCAGUGGGCAGCCGGGUCUUCAAGGCCCACUGGAGCGUGCUGGCCUGCUGCAGCUCCUUCUUCCAGAGCCUGUAUGACGGCGCUUCCAGCAAAAUCAUCCUCCCAGAGACCUUUCUGGAGAUCUUUGCGCUCCUCCUCGACUUCUUCUACACGGGGCACUUGGACGUCACCCCAGAGAACUCAGAGAAGCUCCUGGAGGCCGCCAGGGAACUCUGCAUCCCCGAGGCGGUUCAGCUGUGCCAGGAGUUCAAGCCUGCGUGCUUGGACGACAGCGGUCAGGACCGCCAGGAGAACGAAGGCAGUGUCUGUGCCGCAGUUGUGGCGGAUGCCCACGGAGAGCUGGCUCCCGAUGCUGCCGCACCCCCCGCUGACCCGGUCCCGGAACGCAGCCGGAGCCCCUGCCUCCAAGGGAGCCCCGAAGCCCAGGGCCAAGGGGAGAGCCCCCGCCUCCUCCGGGGAAGGCUGGGAAGGGCUCCCAAAACAAACGCACUGAGCAAUGCAGGUGAAGUAAAGGGCACCCCGGAGUGUCAGGAACUAAAAAGGCCAUUGAAAAGAGAAGUCGCCGAGGACCUGGGCGCCAGUCACGAGGAAAUGCAGGAGGUUCCUGGUUCAAAUGGCAUCCCUGCUGAAGAGGAGGGGGCUGGAAGAGGGAAGAAAGAAACUGAUGAGGAUUACGUCCCUGGGAGGAAGAGCAUCAGGACCAAAAGGAGGACUCCCUUAGCCAGGAAGCCCACUGCUAGCUCCAAGGCAGCAGGAAACAGCGACACACUGGAAGCCGGGCUGCUGAGAAACCGCAGGGGCACCACUGACCCUGUCGAGUGCCCCACCUGCCACAAGUCAUUUCUUAGCAAAUACUAUCUCAAAGUGCAUAACAGAAAACACACCGGCGAGAAGCCCUUUGAGUGCUCCAAGUGCGGGAAGUGCUACUUUCGGAAGGAGAACUUGCUGGAGCAUGAGGCCAGGAACUGCAUGAACCGCUCAGAGCAGGUUUUCCCCUGCUCUGUUUGCCAAGAGGUGUUUAAGAAGCGGGUGGAGCUGCGGCUGCACAUGGUCACCCACACGGGAGAAAUGCCUUACAAGUGCUCUUCUUGUGCCCAGCAAUUCAUGCAGAAGAAGGAUCUACAGAGCCACUUGAUAAAACACCACGGAGCCCCUAAGCCCCACGCGUGCUCUGCGUGCUCCAAGUGUUUUCUCUCCCGGAUGGAGCUCUACCUCCAUGAGGCCUUCAAGCACCGUGGAGAAAAGCUCUUUGUCUGCGAGGAAUGCGGCCACCGGGCCUCCAGCCGCAAUGGCUUGCAGAUGCAUGUCAAAGCCAAGCACAGGAACGAGCGGCCCUAUGUGUGUGAGUUCUGCCAGCACGCCUUCACCCAGAAGGCCAAUCUGAACAUGCACCUCCGGACCCACACUGGGGAGAAGCCCUUCCAGUGCCACCUCUGUGGCAAGACCUUCCGCACCCAAGCAAGCCUGGAUAAGCACAACCGGACCCACACAGGUGAGCGGCCCUUUAGCUGCGAGUUCUGCGAACAGAGGUUCACCGAGAGGGGCCCGCUCCUGCGGCACGUGGCCAGCCGGCACCAGGAAGGCAGGCCCCACUAUUGCCAGAUCUGCGGGAAAACCUUCAAAGCGGUGGAGCAGCUGCGCGUUCAUGUCCGGAGGCACAAGGGAGUGAGGAAGUUUGAGUGUACGGAAUGUGGCUACAAAUUCACACGGCAGGCCCACCUGCGGCGCCACAUGGAGAUCCACGACCGGGUGGAAAACUACAACCCCCGCCAGAGGAAGCUGCGCAACCUGAUCAUCGAGGACGAGAAGGCUGUGGGGGCGGCUUUGCAGCCCCUCCAGGCACUGGGGGAAGAGGAGGAAGAGGAAAUGGUGGGCUCCGCGGAGGUUAUUGUGGAGUCACUUGCCCAAGACUCCCUCAGUCAGGAGCUCCCCCAACAGAGACUCUGCCCCAAUGAGGGUUUGGCCCCUCCGGAGGUCAUCAUUACCAUCCCAGAGGACUGAGUGAUAUGGCACUUGUCCUCUGUCAAAAGCCCCCUUCCCCAAUAAAAAAAAAAGAAAAACCAAGAGCUUUCCAGGUUGUUG